AUGGCUUCGCCUGGUGGAAGCCCAACUUCGGCACCAGGUGCACAGGGCUCUGCUGAAAUGAUUUUCGGCCAAAUCCUCCAGCAGGUGCAGACAGGGAUGGCUCAGAUGAGCCAGGAGUCGAACAGGAGGUUCGAGUUGCUGGAGGCCGCUUUGAAGGAGCAGGUUAACACCCAAAGGGCAACUGCUGAGGCCCAGGUAAGGGCAUUCGAUGCCAUGGCAAAGAAGUCCUCCGUGGUGGAUAUAAAGGGCGUUGGAAAGCCCGACAUCCUGAAGGGCUCGCACGAAGAUGCGAGAAAGGUUUGGAAAGCUUGGAGUUACAAGUUCGAGAGCUGGUUCAGCUCCCAGUUUCCGACCAAAGGUCAGGAGUGCCUGGACUGGGCACGCAACAAGGGCGACGAGACGAUCCAGGAGUCCACCCUCACCGAGUACGUGAACAAGGUGCCGGAGGCCGUGGAUGUGGAUCGCCAGUUGCAUGUGGCCUUGAUUUCGCUGACGAGCGAGAUGCCCUACACGCCCCGCUUCACUUUGGAGCAGUUGCGGGCCUCCAUCGACAAGUGGGAGGCCGACCUCGCCGAGUACGUUCAGAGAGGCAACAAGGACCUCGAGGAUGCUCAGAAGGUGACUAUCCUCCUGAGCAUGGUGCCCGAGACCUUGGAGGACCACCUCGAGAUGAACAUUGCUCGGCUGGACACGUAUGCGAAGGCCCGCGCCGAAGUGAUCUCGUAUACCGAGCAGAAGGCUGCAAAGGUGGACGACGGCGGCGCUACGCCGAUGGAACUCGAUGCCUUCAAGGGCAAGGGCAAGGGCGGCAAGGGCGGUGGUGCCAAAGGUCAAGGGAACCCGGACAAGGACAUCGUGUGCCGCCUGUGCCAGAGAAAGGGCCACCGCAAAAGCAACUGUUGGUACGCCAAGGAGAACGGUGGAACUGGGAAGCCGCCAGCGCCGAAAGACCCCAAAGGCGGCAAGCCGUCCAAGGGAAAAGGAGGAAAGGGAAAGGGCAACAAGCCUGGUAAGGGCAAAGCCCAUUCCCUCGAGGGCGAAGGCGCGGACGGCCAAGAAUGGCCGGAGGAAGAAGGGGGCGAGGAGCCCACUGGAGACGGCGAUCUGGGCUACCUGUGCGUGCUGGGGCCGAGUGCUGAUUCAGCACCGGACCCACCUGCACCGACGCGGGGGCAGAUCUGCCGAGCGGCCUUCGGACCUUCGUCCUGGGCGUGGUCGCAGCCCUGGUCGGAGACGCUUGCGCAGUGUGCUGUGGGAAAGGACAAGGAUGGUAAAACCACCUACUGGUGUCCUUGCCCCGGCUGCAAGGGCCAAAAGAAAAGGUACAACGAGGAUGGCCUCAACGCCCACCUGUGGUCGAAGUUGGGCACUCCGGGCCACCCUGACAAGGACCAGUGGACCGCUUGGGACCGGGAGGCCCGACAGAGGUACUACGUCCGAGCUCCCCUUCGUGAAGUAAGGGGCCCCGAUGCACACUGUGGCCCCGACCCGACGUGGAUUUACCUUCCCGAGGAGCCCGACUACUCCAAACACGUGCCCGAGAGCUUGUACUCGGAAGGUGAAGAAAGCGAGAGCGAGAGUGCCGAGGACGAGGUCGUCGAGGAGACGACCCAGGAGACUUCGGAAGAGGCCUGGGGUGACUGGGGCAGGAAAGAAAAGAAGGACCGGUUCAAGGGCACCCCUGCUAGGGUAGAGCCCGAAGGUGACCUGCCUGGGCAUCGGUACGGCAGUGGUUCGGGCACCUCGGGUUCCGUGAGCCGAUCCCAGUCACCGGCGGCAGAGGGCGAAACAAGCCGAAGAAGACGAAGAAGUCUCAAGGCACUUCGCCCAUCUGAGGAGGAGGAGCCGCCAUUGCCGAAGAAGACAAAGAAGUCUCGAGGCACUUCGCCACCUGAGGAGGAGGAUCGCCCACUGCCUAAGCAAGCUAGAAGCCUCUACGUCCCGCCGCACCGGAGGGAGCUUAGGGCCAAGUCAAAGGCAGCACCGGAGGCCAGUGCCAGUACAGUGGACACGCGCACGACGAGGCCUGCCGAACCUCAAGGACCUCCACCCAAGAAGGGUCGUGGUCGCUCACCUCUCCCUCGCCGGAGGUCCGCCAGUGUGCCUGAGCCUAAGACUCCCCCACAGGAGCCCCAGGAGGAACCACAGCCUUCUGUGGAGAAGUACGUUCCCCCUCAUAAGAGGGCCAAGAAGGGUGAGAAGGCUAAAGGCUCGGUGCCUGAGUCCCGGACUGCAAACCCAGAGCCGGAAGAGCCUGAGAGGGCCACGGCGUCUGGGAAGUACGUCCCGCCGCAUCGGCGGGAGCAGCAAGGAGGCUCAGCGCCGUCUUCGGCGCGGGCCCCUGCGGCUUAUGGCGUCACCAAGGCUUCUCGCUCGGUGCUGCUAGGCGAGAUGCUCAACGCUAGGGUGGCCCGACGGGAUGCUCUGACCAAGUCCCUCGACGACCUUGCCGAGGACGACCCGUCGCGUGAGGCCAUCCAGACGGAGCUCAAGGAGCUCGAAAUCGAGAGAGACAAAGCGGAGAUGGGAGGUCGCCUUGCCUACCUCAAGGAGAAGUCCCGACGGCGUGCUUCUAAGCACCGCUUGGGCACCCAGGAGAAGCGUACAAGAGAGAGCCUGGGGGCACAGCUUACCUGGGCUCUUCGCUUCAACCAACCUGGGUCCGGGAAGAAGACCCAAGUCUUCCCUUUGGCCGAAGGCGCGCUAAAGGACGAGGUGGCCGCUGCUCCUCUCUCCCGGCACGCUCGAAACGCCUUGCUGCAAGAAGACCCCCACGCCGAGCUGCCUGAGGUCCGGGCGCGGACCAGGAAGGCCGAAAAGGCCGAAAGGGUGAAAGGAAGGGUUGGGCACUUGGCUGCCCUUAGUGGUGGCUCGGCCCCUUCUGCGACGCCGGGAUGGACCCGCGUGGACUUCGUGGUGGACUCUGGGGCCAGCGCCACCACCCUUCCUCGAAAGCUUCUGGGUGACCGCACGAAGCUCAAGAAGCCCGUUGGCUACCGCAGCUUCCGCCUGGCCGACGGCAACGUGGUCGAGAACCGCAGCUUCCGCCUGGCCGACGGCAACGUGGUCGAGAACGAGGGGACCCUGGAGACUAAGGCCUGGCUCAUGGGAGAUGAGACCUUGGAGAUCCGGGCCUCGGUGGCUGCGAUCUCGCAGCCCCUCCUGUCGGUGGGGCAGGUGACCUCCCGGGGCAAUCGUGUCCUUUUGGGUGUCAAGGUGAGCUACCUCGAGACGACCACGGGGAAGAAACACAGGAUCUUCCUCAAGAACGGUGUGUACGUCCUUCCGGUGUGGAUGGACACCGCCAACAGCCUUUUCGCCCACUGGGCCCCUUGGAGGGCGAGGCACCGGGCCCCGUUGCUGGAGGCGACGAAGCCCCCGUGCCAGAAGUUUCAGAAGGAAGAGACGCGGCAAAAGCUUUGCACCCCGGUAAUAUCCAUAGACUAUGGUUUCUUUGGAGCUCCUGGCGAGCUACCUUCGGGUGCUGUCGGUGGGGCAAAGAUGCCUGUCCUUGUGGUUCGUGACCGCCAGAGCAAAGCUUUGUUUUCACACCUUGUGCCCUCUAAGGGCGUCGAACACUUUUACCCGGAGCACGCUUUGGCUCGGGACAUUCGGUUUCUUGGAUAUCCGAGUGUGGUUUUGAAAAUCGACCAGGAGAGCUCCAUUCGGGCGUUGGCAGAGGCAGUAAAGAACUCUUUCGCUGCCCGACCAGGAGUGCGUGUACAACUGGAGCACUCGCCCAAGGGCGAUGAUCAUGGGAAGAGCAAUGGCGAAGCCGAGGCCGCUGUUGAGAUAACCCAAGGGCUCUGCCGCACGUACAAGGAUGCGUGUGAAAAGGGCCUGGGAGAGCGUAUCCAUCCUAAGUCCCCCCUUCUGGGUUGGCUGGUGGAACAUGCCGGGAGCAUGUAUACUCUCUUCUCCCACGACGAGACCAUGAAAGAUGGACUUACCCCCUUCAGGCGUUUAAAAGGACGUGACUGGGCUGUGGCCCUUCCUGCCUGGGGAGAAACUGUGGACUACCGGGUGCGGACAAAGCACAAACUGGAGCCCCGGUGGCAAGUUGGUAUAUACUGUGGUGUUCGGCUUGGCACUACGGAAAAGAUCAUCGCCACGGAAGAUGGCGUGGUCGUGGUUCAGUCUAUCCGCCGGAAGCCGAAAGAGCUGAGGUGGGAUGCUGAGUUGUUUAAAAAGGUGAAGGGGACGCCGUGGGCGCCUCAACCCAAGAAGGCGGCACGUCCAGACGAAGCUUUGGAGCUUCCCGCCGCCGUGGCUAUAGAGCCCGAGUUGCCCGACGAGCCGGCUACUGACGUCGAGGCUGGGCCUAAGCCUGAGCUCUUGAAGAGAGUUUACCUGAGACAGCAAGAUCUCGACCGACAUGGCUACACUGCUUCUUGUCCUGCCUGUGACUUGAUCCGGAUGGGCAUUUCUAGAGAGGGUGUUAACCACACCGAGUUUUGCAGAAGCCGGGUGGUCGGCGAGAUGGCUAAGACUGACGAGGGAAAGAAGCGACUAGCUGCGGCGAAGUUGAAGGAGACCCCGAGAUCUAAACUGAGGAUUGGUGAUCCACCUCCGGAGGCCACCGAAGGGGCUUCUGCUCAGGAGGCGCAGGUCGCCAAGAAGCCUAAGGCCGAAGAGGCCAAACGAGCCCGCUUGGAUGCUGGAGACUCGAGUGCUGGUUCAGCACCGAGACCCGAUCCUGGGGUUCCUGCGGCCAUGGAGGUGACGGCUUCCGAGCCGGCUUCAUCUUCGAAGCGGCCGCAUCCAGGCGGAGGAGAAGAAGGAGACAUGAUACUUGACUUUCUUCUAUCUCUUCGAGCUGGGUUCCUAGCUUCGUUUACUGGGGAUCCCUAUCCUGUAUGUGAAGAAAAGUUCGACACAGAUCUCUACGAAAAGUUUGAGACGUCCUAUUGGGACGAUGUGUCGGGGAAACCUCUUCGACCAGAGCUUGUGCAGGAGGCUCGCAAAGAGGAGGUUUCAACCAUCAAUGAGAUGGGGGUCUGGGAGGUUAUCCCUAGACCUAAGGGAGAGAAGGUCAUCACCACCAGAUGGGUUGACAUCAACAAGAAGGAUGAGGCAAACCCAAAGUACCGCAGCCGGCUUGUGGCCAGAGAGCUUAAGAAGCGUUACCCAGGGGGCAUCUCUCAGGAGGCGCACCAGCCCACAUGGGAAGACUUCUAUGCCUCAAUGCCGCCUAUCAGCGCGCUGCGUGUUUUGUUUGCCCUCGCAACAACAAAGAAGGCACCAGACCUGGAAGGAAAGAUGCGCAAUCUUCCGAAGGACCAAUGCUUGGUCUUUAUGGAUAUUAAGAAAGCGCAUUUUUGGGCUGAUGCUCGCCGACGCUUGCUCAUUGAGCUGCCUGCGGAAACUGGCGUGGACACCUCCAAGUAUGUUGGCCUGCUGCGCAAGUCCCUUUAUGGAACUCGAGAUGCUCCAGCCAAUUGGGAGGCGACGAUCCUGCGGGUAAUGACUCAGUUGGGCUUUGUGCGUGGGCGCUCCAACUCCUGUCUGUACUACCAUCCUGAAAAGGAAAUUCGAGUGGAAGUUCACGGUGAUGAUUUCACCGGCCUUGGAGCCAAGGCUGAGCUUGAGUGGUUUGCUGCAGAACUGGGCAAACACUGGACGGUGGAAGUUCGUGGCUACCUCGGUCCGCCUGGUAUGGUUGGUACCCAGCAGUCCAUCGACAUCCUCAACCGUUUGGUGUCGUGGACCUCCAGGGGUAUAGAGCUUGAAGCAGACCCUCGACACGUCGACAUAAUCCUGAGGGAGGUUGGCUGUGAGGGCACCAAGGUUACUACGGCUUUGGUAAAGGAGAGGAUUGAGCAGGUCGAGGAGGCCGAGCCGUUAUCCUCUGAGGAUGCUUCGUGGUACCGCUCUGUGAGCAUGCGUUUGGCCUAUCUAUCGCAAGACCGGCCAGAUCUCCAGGUGCUUGCAAAGGAGCUUGCCAAAGGACUUAAAAGUCCCACCACGGCGCAUCUGAUGAUGCUCAAACGUGGGGCGCGCUAUCUUCGUAGCUACCCGCGUUUGGUACACCUGUUUCCCUACCAAGCGUGUGUCCCGAAACUUACGCUUUGGGUGGAUGCUGAUCACGCAGGGUGCCUGCGGUCCCGCAAAUCCACAACAGGCUAUUGCAUUAGACUUGGAGGCUCUACCAUCAAGACCGGAUGUAAGAGCCAAGCUGUCAUUGCUCUAAGCAGUGGUGAGGCAGAAUACUAUGGAUUGGUAUCUGGUUCAUGCAAUGCUCUUGGAGAGCAAUCCACUCUUAAGGACUGGGGAAUCCUUCUCCCCAUCCAAGCCUGGAUGGAUGAAAAUACCGGAUUAUCCAUCGGUUCUCGCCAUGGACUGGGACGUGUGAAACACAUUGAUACAGUAUUCCUUUGGGUGCAGGAUGUUGUUGCAUCAGGGAGAAUUCUGCUGGGCAAGAAGGGAACCGACGAGAUGUUGGCAGAUCUUCUUACGAAGCCUUUGGAAAGAACCCGAAUCCAGAUGCUUCUCAGCGGAAUGAACUAUCACUACACAGACGGUAGACAUCACUUGGCACUGAACGCCUGA
Molecule: messenger RNA, 6549 nt
Organism: Symbiodinium natans
Lineage: Eukaryota; Dinophyceae; Suessiales; Symbiodiniaceae
Source: the annotation of a GenBank genome assembly